AUGCGGACUACCCUCUUGUUAUUGGCUACUCUUACGAUAAUUCAUCUACUGCCAACAGACGGUGAAGCCUGUGCUAAUUGGGACACCUUGAGCUAUAUUGAGGAAUGUCUGCCGGGAAACAAGACGUUGUGUGCCAAAAUUGAGCAGUAUACUGAAGGCAAGAAACGAGUUGUUCGCAAAUGCAGUGAAGCCAACACAGAACUGGGCUGUAUUCGUCGUAUCUGCUCGGACAAUAGACAGGUUCGUCAUUGUCACUGUCGUGAACCCCUCUGCAAUCCAGCAACCCGAGGUCAAGUCACCCUCGGUCCACUUGCCUUCCUAACGGUCUUCCUGUUGGCACAAUUCUGA
This is a messenger RNA of Echinococcus granulosus, 348 nucleotides long. RefSeq lists its product as hypothetical. Bases 1 to 348 code for a protein of 115 amino acids. The transcript is spliced from 3 exons. The record is from RefSeq and is a predicted model, not a curated record. NCBI's taxonomy places the organism in Eukaryota, Metazoa, Platyhelminthes, Cestoda, Cyclophyllidea, Taeniidae. Gene Ontology annotation, biological process: sleep; positive regulation of voltage-gated potassium channel activity; regulation of synaptic transmission, cholinergic.